UCAGAUGUCUUGAAUAGAACAGAAGUGCUGGAAAUGGAAAAGGGAAGUGGCAGGAGGUGGACAGUGGAGAGAGAUUUGUCACAAUUGAAGGAGCAUGGCAAGGGCUCUUUUGAUGACCACGAGGUAAUUCGGAUUGUAGGGAAGAACCCUUUCUUGUGGCAUGAUCAUUGGCCUGUGAAGGACUAUGCAAGGAUUUUUGAGUGCCUGUAUUUGACAGAAGAGAUUGCUAAGGAAGUAGACAGGGUUGUGUCUAGGAUUAGAGCUGUUGGAAGAAAGAUAACAGGCAACACUCAAGCAGUGGAAAUGCAGAGCAAUAUCACCGAUGAUGGUCCUUCUUUUCAACCCCUUCCAUAUGUUGCUGUCCACAUGAGGAUAGAAAUUGAUUGGAUGAUUCACUGUAAAAAUUUAGAGCGGCGAUUGAACACGAAUAAAAUCUGCAGUGGCAAGAAAGAGAUAGUGGAAAGAGUCAGGAACAUUGCUGGUUUGAAGACUCCGGUUGUUGUUUAUCUUGCUGUUGCCGAUAAACUCCUCAACAAUUCUUCCAUACUUGAAGGUUGGGAAGAUGGGUUUGUUCCUUUUGAGAAGAAAAAACUUGGUGUCGAUGGAAUUUACAAGAAGUAUCCCUAUUUAAUUCAGUCUGCAAUCGACUACGAAGUGUGUUUAAGAGCUGAUACCUUUGUGGGAAACAGUUUCUCCACAUUUUCAAGUCUUAUAGUUCUUGAAAGAACACAGAAGAUGAUAAGAAUGAAUGGCACCAACUUGUGUGGGGAAAAUGUAAGAUGGCCUUCUUAUGCUUACAACAUACCAGGAACAUCAAAUGGUCCAAAGAGAUGGGUUACAAACAUGUCAGAAUCAAGUCUUCAAUCUAUCAGCUAUGGCACCAAUCACAUCUCUUGUUAACAGUGCCUUGUUUAAUUAAGCAUUCCUGCUUCACACUUUCAGAGUAGAAAGAGCCCCUUUUUGUUGGCUCAACAUUUUCACUUGUGGGCAUGAAUGGCACACUCAAAGGGAAGGAUUUUGAUGUAGAGAAUACACACUUAAGGUACAGUUCUCGUUGUUUAAAUUGAACCCAUUAUUUUGAAACAAAUUUCUCAGUUCUGGCAGGGUUUGGUCGUUAAAAAACGGAAGGGUAGGUUUUGGUUUCUGAAUACGUUGUGUGUGUCUACAGUUAGGGAAGUGUUACUGUUGGUGGAUAGGGUUCACGUGUGGGAGAGGUCUAUAAGUGUAUGCUCCGGACGUGUCUACUUUUGUUGUACAUUUAAGAGAACACAGAGUCUGCUCUUUGGUUAUUAAAGAAAAAAAACGUGGACCCUCAUUUAGUUCUUUCGCAGGAAGUGAAAAAUUCCAUCUUUAGAAACGAUUUUCUGCAAAUGUAGUUGGUGAAAAAAUGAAAAAACUCAGCCCGUAAAAGAAUGAAUUUGAUUUCUCUUGGUAAUGCAACCUGAGAUUCUGACAAGUCCUCCAGACCCAAUUCAUACAUUUCUUUUCCAAAAAGAAUGAAAUAAUAUUUUGC
Vigna umbellata (rice bean) is the source of this 1513-nucleotide messenger RNA. NCBI's taxonomy places the organism in Eukaryota, Viridiplantae, Streptophyta, Magnoliopsida, Fabales, Fabaceae. The record is from RefSeq and is a predicted model, not a curated record.